Messenger RNA from Penicillium verhagenii, 999 nucleotides. Its product is annotated as putative NUDIX family hydrolase. Gene Ontology annotation, biological process: ribose phosphate metabolic process; nucleoside phosphate metabolic process. Lineage: Eukaryota; Fungi; Ascomycota; Eurotiomycetes; Eurotiales; Aspergillaceae. Gene Ontology annotation, molecular function: ADP-ribose pyrophosphatase activity; ADP-glucose pyrophosphatase activity. The record is from RefSeq and is a predicted model, not a curated record. The transcript is spliced from 2 exons. Bases 1 to 999 code for a protein of 332 amino acids.
AUGCUCCCUAGUCUCAGGCAAACCGCGCGGCAUUUGAAACACCCAUAUGCAAUACUGACCCGGACACACAGACCCACACCCACACUCACCCGCACCCGCACCACUGGAUCAGGAUCCAGUCUUGGCAUUGCCAUUAGUACACAAACAACAAUACAGUCAACACUCAUGUCGACUUUUACGCUUCCAGGUGCUCAGACACGUGUCAGUAUCAAUAGCACGGCAGAUCUCUCCCAGAAGGAUCUACUGGGCUUUCCGGCGUUCAAGGUCUGGAUUUCAACGCUGCAGCGCUCGUUGGCGCGACAGCAGAACCCGGGUCAUGAGUUCCAUGCAGAUCCAUAUGUCUUGCGCUCGAUCGAUGUCCAGGCCGUUGAUCGAUUCGGAGGGAGUAGACUUGGAUUCGUCAAGCUGAAAGCUGAGGUGUCUAACGCCCAGGGUGAGAGUUUGCCUGGGAGUGUGUUUUUACGAGGUGGAAGUGUGGGGAUGUUGCUCAUCCUCCAACCAGACGACAUCCCUGUAUCACAGGAAAAAGGAAAAUGGGCCAUACUCACCAUCCAGCCUCGUAUUCCAGCGGGCUCCUUGGCUUUCACAGAAAUUCCAGCUGGAAUGCUAGAUGACCAUGGUACAUUUGCCGGUGGUGCUGCGAAGGAGAUCCAAGAGGAGACGGGUCUAGUUGUACAAGAGAGUGAAUUAAUCGAUAUGACCGCCCUGGCAUUGCAGUCAAUGCCGGAGCCAGAAUACGGGGAGGUACUCCAAAAGGGGUUCUAUCCAUCUGCUGGGGGCAGUGAUGAGUUUAUUCCACUGUUCUUGUGCCAGAAGCGUAUGCCGAGGAAGGAGAUUGAGGAGCUGCAGGGGAAGUUGACUGGGGAGCGGGAUGAAGGGGAGAAGAUUACACUGAAGGUUGUCCCGUUGGAGAAUUUGUGGAAAGAGGGAUUGCGGGAUGGGAAGACUUUGGCUGCUUGGGCUCUUUAUCAGGGGCUGUUGAAGGAGGGCAAGAUUUGA